AUGGUGGAAACUCGGGAUUCCAUUCUUACCGUUUUGGUUCGCCAACACCUAACUGAGAAGCUCAAGCCAGAAUUAGAAGCAAAGGAAGCAAAAGCUAGAGUUGCAAAAGUUACUCUUGCGACACAGAUGUCACUAUUUCCUCCAUGGACUCCUAAACGAAUUGAGAAGGAAGAAAUAGAUGAUCCGAGCAUUAAAUGGUUGGAGCCAUCUGUUUCUUUUGAACUAAACAAUACUUUUGAUUCUCAACUUGACUUUCCUCUCACUCCGAAAGCCUUCUCAUUCCGAGACUUUGAACAUAUUGAGAAAGCUCUACUAUUAGAAUACGAUGUCAAUAAUAACUUUUUCUCAUUUUAUCUCAAGCAUGGUCAACCUUAG
Lactuca saligna is the source of this 375-nucleotide messenger RNA. The record is from the annotation of a GenBank genome assembly. Lineage: Eukaryota; Viridiplantae; Streptophyta; Magnoliopsida; Asterales; Asteraceae.